AUGCUGCGGAGGCUGCCUGAGGGCCAGCGCCGGGACUGGUUCACCGUCGGCGGGGUCGUCCCCGCUGUCGAGCUCCUGGGCGAGGAGGAGCGUGUCGGCCUCCCUGGCGCUUCUCCCCGCUACCCCGCACAGGAACCACUGAGGGCUGCGGGAUUGCCUAUCUCAGAGAACAUUGGAACUGAAUAUGCUAAAAAAUACAGACAAGCAGAGGAACAAGAGCUGAAUGUAGCUGGAAAUUAUCAGCUUGUCUAUAAGCCAGGUACUUCAUUGUCUCAGUGUGAAUCAAGUGAUUCAAUUUCUGUACCAAUAAGUAAGUGUAAAUAUUUGGAUAUGCCUACAGCCAAACACAGGGAAAAGAUAGUGUCUCUCAUACAAAACAAUUCAGUUGUGGUUGUAGAAGGAGCGACUGGCAGUGGAAAGAGCACACAGAUUCCACAGUAUAUUUUGGAUUAUUGCAUGAACCGGUCUAUGCCCUGCAACAUUGCUGUUACCCAGCCUCGGAAAAUCAGUGCCAGCAGUCUUGCCAGGUGGAUUAGCAAGGAGAGGUCAUGGACACUUGGUGGAUUAGUAGGAUACCAGUUAAGUUUAGAGAACGUUUCGACCAAGGAGACGAGGUUGCUGUAUAUGACAACUGGAGUUCUGCUUCAGAAAAUAGUUUCUGCCAAGAGCCUCACUCAGUUCACUCACAUUUUUAUUGAUGAAGUGCAUGAGCGUACAGAAGAAAUUGAUUUUUUGCUCUUGGUGACCCGUAAACUGUUGUGUACAAAUUCACAGUCUGUAAAGAUAAUAUUGAUGUCUGCUUCCAUCAACUCCAAAGAAUUAGCUGAUUACUUUGCGCUUCCAGUUCAUAAUGGUUUGAAUCCAGUCUGCAUAUUUAAGGUGGAAGGCAGACCUUUUGCAGUUGAAGAAUAUUAUCUUGAUGAUUUGAAGGACAUUUUUGAUUUCCAGUUUCAUCGUCAGAGCCUUGAGGAACCAGUGAUAGAACAGAAAAUGUAUCAAAUGGCAGUGUCUCUGAUUCAAUCAUUUGAUGAGUUGGAAAAGAGGAGCAAUAGGGAGAAGAACUUCAGUGGUACAUCGGAACGUGGCAGCGUGCUCGUGUUUUUACCAGGUUUAGGUGAAAUAAGAUACAUGCACUCAUGCCUCUCAGAUAAAUAUCAAAGGUGGCAAGUGUACCCACUUCAUGCAUGUGCAACAUUGGAGGAACAAAGUAAAGUAUUUUCACCUACAGUUCCUGGCUACAGAAAAGUUAUUCUAGCCACCAAUGUAGCUGAGAGCUCUGUGACAGUUCCUGAUGUUAAGUAUGUGAUAGAUUUCUGCUUAACUAAAAUUUUGUUUUGCGAUAAAGAAACUAAUUACCAAAGUUUGAGGCUUUGCUGGGCAUCUAAGACAAACUGUAAUCAAAGAAAAGGUCGUGCUGGACGUGUUUCCAAAGGCUAUUGUUACAGGCUCAUAUGCAAGGACUUCUGGGCAGACUGUAUUCCAGAGAAAUCAGACCCUGAGAUGCUGCAUUGUCCAUUAGGAGCUACAAUCUUAAAGUUAAAGAAGCUUGAUAUGGGGGAACCAAAAGCCUUGCUGGCAACAGCUCUUUCUCCACCCAGUGCAGGUGACAUUGAACGUACAAUUGUUCAGCUGAAAGAGCUUGGAGCACUUACAACCUGUGUGCAAACAGAAGAAAAUCUGCAUGAUGGUGAGCUGACUUUCUUAGGAACAGUAUUGACACAGUUGCCAGUGGACCUGCAUCUUGGAAAAUUGAUAGUCCUUGGGCAUGUCUUUGGUUGCUUAGAGGAAUGCCUCAUUAUAGCUGCAGCACUGUCUUCGCGGAAUUUUUUUGCAGUACCUUUCAAAAAGCAUGUUGAUGCAUACAGGAAAAAAAUGUUCUUUGCUGGAAAUAGUAGGAGUGACUGUAUUGCAAUUCUGAAUGCAUUUAGGGCAUGGCAGGCCUGCAAAGAAAAAGGGAAGCUGAGAAAUGCCAAGGAAGAGCUUGAGUGGGGUCGAUCUAAUUGUGUUCAUAUAAACAAGAUCAAAGAGGUGGCGGAGUUAUUUCACAACUUGAAAAGGAGAGUCAGUGCAUUAAACAUGCAUGUUAAAGCUCAGCCAUCUGCUGUGGACCAGGAAUAUGUGUGCAAACAACGCUUCAUCUUGCAGGUGGUAAUAGCUGGUGCUUUCUAUCCAAACUACUGUACUUUUGGAAAAUGUAAUGAAGAAAUUGCCAUGAAAGACCUUGCUGGCAAGGAUCCAAAAACCACUGUAAUGCUGAAGAACAUUCCUCCCUAUGGAUAUAUAUACCAUAAACAGUUGCAGUCACUGCUUAGACAGUGUGGGCAAGUAAAAUCUAUUUCCUACAAUGGUACAAGGGCUUUUGUAGAAUUCUCCCGUAAUCCGAAGGAGAUUUUUAAGGUCCUUCCUGAAGUGUACCUGGCAGUCAAGAUGUCACAGCUGAAGAUUCCUAUUGAGCUGUGUGUUCAUCAUCCAGAGGAUAUCAGAAGACAAGUGCAAGAUGCAGGAGCUGCAGGUUUAGAAUUUUUAAGAGUAAAUGUGGAUUGUCAGAAGCAGACAGUGGAGCCUGUGAAGAUCUUAUUUGGUGAUUUACAAAUGUCAAAGAUGAUCCCAAAUCGUUUUCUGUCCAUCAGGGUAACAGAGGUAGUAGAAGUUGGACACUUCUGGGGUUACAGGACAGAUGAAAAAAACACAGCUGUACUCCGGGCUCUAAGUGCUGAAAUUGACUAUCAGAACCUACUGGAUUUAGCAGUGCCUCCAUGUGUAGAUGUGCUUUGUCUGGCACCAUUCACUUAUCUGGGAAAGAGAGGAUACUACAGAGCUCAUGUCCUGUAUAUUCACGGGGAUCUUGCUGAGGUUUUUUUUGUGGAUUAUGGCAAUAGAUCAGAAGUGCCUUUAAAUAAACUAAAAGAGAUUCCAAAGUGUCUUCAAGGGCUUCCUUUCCAGGCUUUAGAGUUCAAGAUCUGCAAGAUGUGUCCCUCUGCCAGAUCCCUGGUGUGCGGGGAGCCGUGGAGCUGCAGUGCCAGCCAGAGGUUUGCCUCGCUGGUCAGCGGCUGCACCCUGCUCGUGGAGGUUUAUUCCCUGGUGCACGGCGUCCUGCACGUGGAUGUGUUCCGGCACUUGGGCCUCAGGGGCCUGGUGAACAUUCGGGAUGUGCUCAUCGAGGAGCGUCAUGCUGAGCUGGCGGAGGAGUCACACGACUCACAGCAAAGCCAUGAUUUACUCAAGGAAUUAUUUUUGGAUGAAGCAAAGAAAGAAGAGCAAAUGCCUUUAUCUGCAAGACAGGAAGAAAAGCAUCUUAUUGAAAGAUUGUUGAACUGCUUUUCUGAAAAGAAAUCUGAUGCACCAACCCAUAAGGUAACAGUUUUUGGUCCAUUCAGUCCUUACCAGUUGAAAUGCUACAGUCUGACCAAAAUAUCCCAAUUCAGAAAUGUUUUCAUACAUAAGGACAGCAUAAACUCCAUUGUUGUCCAUGAUGGUGCAGAAGAUCCCUUUCAGCAGCUCUUGGUCGCCACUGAUGUAUCAGUAACUGCAGCUGGGUCUGUGAUUUUAGGUGAAACAUCUUUGAUGCCUCCUAUUCAUGGCCUGCUUGCACUCCUCAGUAUGCUGUUUGCUCCUGCAAUAGAACUCAGAGUUGAUAAAAGUGGGAAGUACUUUACUGGUGUUCUGUGUGGUUUGGGUUGGAGUCAGACAUCUGGGGCUCCACUGUUUCCAGCAAAUGAUAUGGAGGUGACAUUUGAUGUGCAUUUUGGACUGGAAGACAUAACAGAGAUAAACAGUCUGAGGACAGCUAUGAAUAAGCUGCUCUGUGAGCAAGCAUUGCAUUCUGGACAAGAGCAAGUGGCACAGCUGCAGGAGGAUAUUCGUCAGAAGCUUCUAUGUUUAAUCUGCAAAUCAAAGCCUCGAGACAUAAUUGAUCCUACCUGGUAUGAGAAGCCAUAUGCAUGGAAUCAGGUGGAUUCUCAGUGUAUUAUUGACGAGCCUGAAAAGCAGCAUGAAAGAGGAAAUUUUGUUUAUCAGCUCCACAAGCUUGUUUUGUUGAAUGAUUAAGUAUUUCUAGAAGUCUUUCAGAGGAUGAGGUAUUAAUAGUCUAAAAAUUAGUUCUGUCUUGUAUGCAUGUUUUGCAAGACUGUUCCUUAAUAUGAGUACAAGUGUACUGAAAUACAGUUUGGAAAAUGUUCCUGUGUUUCUAAAAAAAGCUGAGGUUUGCUAGCCUAGAGCAGAUAAGUUCAGUCAUAAAAGAAACUGAUGUAAAUCAGGAUGCAAUUUUCAUUUUAAGAAUACUUGUGAACAGGUUUAUCACAAGAUACAUGAAAGAUGAAGCAACUCUAGGCUUAGUUGUUCAUUUUCUGUCUAAAAACUCAUAAAUUACAGGGCGUGACUUUAUUUGUCUGUAAUUACAAGUUGCAUUUUCCUAUUUUCUUUUUAUUAGUUCUUUAAAAAAAUACGCAACAAAGGGGAUUGGUGUUUCCCUUAACCAAGAAAUAGAAGUCAGAAGAAACUGAUGAUCUAAAAUAUGAUCUGAUCCAAACUGUAUCUUCAUAUACUGGAUACAGUUUUUUGUUAAUUUCUUUGUACAGCAAAACAUAACAUGAUUUAUUUUCCUGUAUGGCAGAAGAAUGCUUUUGAAUUA
This is a messenger RNA of Vidua macroura (Pin-tailed whydah), 4630 nucleotides long. It is a transcript of the gene TDRD9, whose product is annotated as tudor domain containing 9. Bases 1 to 4047 code for a protein of 1348 amino acids. NCBI's taxonomy places the organism in Eukaryota, Metazoa, Chordata, Aves, Passeriformes, Viduidae. Gene Ontology annotation, molecular function: ATP binding; RNA binding. The record is from RefSeq and is a predicted model, not a curated record. Gene Ontology annotation, cellular component: intracellular anatomical structure. The transcript is spliced from 36 exons.